Homo sapiens (human) is the source of this 3897-nucleotide messenger RNA. RefSeq names its product CD99 molecule like 2 (gene CD99L2). The record is from RefSeq and is a predicted model, not a curated record. The coding region runs from base 411 to 1199 and encodes 262 amino acids. Lineage: Eukaryota; Metazoa; Chordata; Mammalia; Primates; Hominidae. Gene Ontology annotation, cellular component: plasma membrane; adherens junction; cell surface. The transcript has 14 exons.
CUCCCGCUCCUCCUCGGCCUCCCCUUCGGGCGCUCUCGCGCUAACUGUGCUCCUCCGGGGCCCUCCGCCUGCUCCCAGCCAUGGUGGCCUGGCGCUCGGCGUUCCUUGUCUGCCUCGCUUUCUCCUUGGCCACCCUGGUCCAGCGAGGAUCUGGGGACUUUGAUGAUUUUAACCUGGAGGAUGCAGUGAAAGAAACUUCCUCAGUAAAGCCUGCCUUAGGAAUGUACCACAAACUAGAUGGCUUAAAACAACAGAACUUUAUUCUGUCACUGUUCUGGAUGCUAGAAGUUCUAUAUCAAGGAUCACUGUAAGGAUGACAUGGGAGGAGCCAUGUGAAGCACUCAGCACAGUCCUUGGAACAAGUGCCAGGUUGAUAGUUGUGGAACCAAGGCUUGGAGCCCUCAAGGAUCAUGCUCAGGCUGUGGAACUCCCUGGACCACGUGCCAUCUCCAGCAGAUCUGGGUGCAAGCCCAGGUUCACUAAUCACCAGGUCACAUGUGAGACCAUGUCCACCUCACCACCCUCAGCCUCCAAAGAAAAAGCCAUGGGACCACACCACCACCACCACAACCAAUAGGCCAGGAACCACCAGAGCUCCGGCAAAACCUCCAGGUAGUGGAUUGGACUUGGCUGAUGCUUUGGAUGAUCAAGAUGAUGGCCGCAGGAAACCGGGUAUAGGAGGAAGAGAGAGAUGGAACCAUGUAACCACCACGACCAAGAGGCCAGUAACCACCAGAGCUCCAGCAAAUACUUUAGGAAAUGAUUUUGACUUGGCUGAUGCCCUGGAUGAUCGAAAUGAUCGAGAUGAUGGCCGCAGGAAACCAAUUGCUGGAGGAGGAGGUUUUUCAGACAAGGAUCUUGAAGACAUAGUAGGGGGUGGAGAAUACAAACCUGACAAGGGUAAAGGUGAUGGCCGGUACGGCAGCAAUGACGACCCUGGAUCUGGCAUGGUGGCAGAGCCUGGCACCAUUGCCGGGGUGGCCAGCGCCCUGGCCAUGGCCCUCAUCGGUGCCGUCUCCAGCUACAUCUCCUACCAGCAGAAGAAGUUCUGCUUCAGCAUUCAGCAGGGUCUCAACGCAGACUACGUGAAGGGAGAGAACCUGGAAGCCGUGGUAUGUGAGGAACCCCAAGUGAAAUACUCCACGUUGCACACGCAGUCUGCAGAGCCGCCGCCGCCGCCCGAACCAGCCCGGAUCUGAGGGCCCUGUCCAGCUGCAGGCAUGCACAAUGGUGCCACCGCUUGUCACCCGGCUCCCCCCACCCCUUCAUUUGGACCCGCAGCUGCUGUGCUGCUCUGUGCCAUCGGCUCCUUGUUGGUCUGAGUUUCCCGGAUGAGCUCUGGGUGUUUGUGAGUUUGGUUUCUCUGCCCUGCCCCAAGCGUGCUGAGACUUGGUGCCGAAAUUCAAGAGCCAGCUCUGAUAGAAAGCCAGCACCAGCCUCGGGAGCUGCUGAGCCACCAACUCCCAAAGCCAGCCUGCCUCCAGCUUUACUGAGCACAGGAUGCGGGGGCCAAGAUGAUGCUGAGGCCUGAUGACAUUUAUGCUUAGGGGACAAGAGUUUGAACUCAAGGGACUGUGACCCCUGCACACUGGAGUGGCUCAUUGUGGCAGGUUUCUGCCAAUAGACAGCCCCUGACAGUGGCCUCAAGGAGCUGCAGGUGGGGGGCUCAGCCUGCACCCACUUGGAGCCCCUGCAAGGAGCGAACCGGUCAGCACCAAGUAACACCACACACACGCAGCACCCAGGAUGAUGGUUUCACUUCAGUCUUCCCCAUCCCAGGUUUUAUGUUGCUGGGCUUCCGGAGAGCCGGUCCAAGCGGAGGCUUUCAGUGAUUUAAGUACAAACAUGCAUCUCGUGAUAGUCCUGCCUUGAGAGCUUAGGAAUCUUCCGGAUAAGUAUGAAGCAAUUCGUAGGCCUGUUUCCCAUCUGAUUCCAUAGGGGGCUGGGUGUGGCCUUCGGGUUGACAUGAGAAAGGUCUUUAGCAAUCAUUUCUGCACCGGAGAUGAGUUUUAUCCUGUGUUGGGGAGAGGUGCUCACCCUCCACCCUGUGUCCCUGUUUUGGUAGCAAGAGUGACCGAUGUCAAGAACGAGCAUCAAAGCCAGAAUCCUGCUUGUUUGCUUAAAAAUGUAAUUGGGGGCGGCGGGGGAGGAGAGGGGAAAGAGACAUUCGCUUGGUUUAGUGAAACGCAGGUGACUUUGUAGCUCUGUGGUCAGCCUACUUGUCUGCUCUGAGGGAGAGUGCGUGGGGAGCCAUGCUCACCGUGGCAAACACAGGAACCCCAUGACUCGCCCCUCACCUGGCGUGGAGCUGCCUGGUUUGGGCUGGAGCAGAGCUGGUUUCCUGGAAUGUUCCUUUGGCCCACAUAUGGUUCUGUCCCGGUGAGCUCUGUUGUCAGAGGCUCACGGGACAGAACCACAUGCUAGGGUCUAGGGCCCCUGUCUACUGAUAGUCAGUUUGCUGUGUCAGAAAGCACUUCUGAAAGCAGAUAUGAGUCACCAGACAGGCAGGAUCUUACAAAACUCACGGGCCUCUUUGGUCUGCAUGAUGGCCCCAUGCGUUUCAUAGGCUGUCCACUGAGCGGGAUUGUCUGCUGAGUGGGAUGAGCCAACUCCAGUUUCUUAAGGAAACCACUGGAAUCUGCAGCCCCCACAUGCAUCUGUCUAACGCAUGCCUCGUGUUCGUUUUGCAAACAUGCCUGUGGUGGAGGGUGGUCAGUUGUAGCCCUGUGCGUCUCAAGGCUGCCUUGUGAGGCCAUUCCCAGUGCGUGCCCUUGAGCUCCUUACCACCCCUUUUCCUGCUCGGCCCUUUAAUCCCUGACAGACCUGGACUGUGUGGCUGAAGGGGGACCUGCAGCACUGCAGAAAUGCCUCUGCGUGGUGCCAUGAAGGAAAGAAACCUUGGCCUGGUCUCGAGAAGCUUCCCAUGCUUCAGGAAGUUAGUAAGGGUGGGGUGGCUUGCAGGAUUGGCCUGUUUCCAGGGCCUCCCACACUCAUUGGCCAGAUUGUGAACUUUGUCAGGCUUGUCCCUCCCUGAUACCAAGUAUGUCGAGAACCGAUGGCCCCACCCUCUGGCUGGUGCUGGGCCGGAGGUGGCUAUGGAGGAUUUUGGCAUGCGUGGCCUGUCGCCACCUGGACAGCGUGACCUCAGGGGUUGUCCACUUUACCUUUAUGGUGAGGCCUGUCGGAUGGCUAAGUCCUUGAAACCCUAGAGCUGUGACGUAGAAUAUGUGCUGUCUGUGAGACCGUGUUCCCAGGAGCACUGACUGCAGUUGAGAGAGACCCAUUUUGCUCUCCCUUACCGCCCCCCGCCCCGGGUGCUUUCUGCACAAAGCCUAGAGCCUGGCACUCAAGCCCACCGGUGGCAGCUCCUAGUGACUGGACAUGCCUGGAAGACCCCUCAGCCUUCUGUUUGCAGAACGUUCAUUUCAGGAGCUUCUCCUUCCCACAGACAUCUUACACUUGCUCGACACUGCCACCUGCAGAAGCCUGGCGGGCUCUGGUCACCAUGUGUCUAUCUGAAGGUUGCACUGGCCAGCAUGGGCCUGUCCCAAGCGAGAGGGGAGACACAGUGGACUGAAAGGACUGGUUGAAAGUGGCCAAUCUCUAUCAGCUUAAUUUGGCAGAGAAAAUUUGUAACAACUCUGAGCACAUGCUGGGUGAAGUCACAGCUCAAGGAAAGAUAAAGCUGGGCGGAAGGAGGUGUGCGUGGCUUCUGGGGUGGGACCCAGAGGGGAGGCUCUGGGACAGGGGCUGGGGUUCAGUGCCAGGGCCCUGAGGAAGAAAUGGGGACUGAUCUCAAAAUUCCAGAAUUCCCUGUACAUCUGUUCACGUGCUUGUGUCCAGGUGUGACUUGUAAACUGUCUAGUGUUUGCAUUAAAUAAAAUGGCACCGAGCAGA